Messenger RNA from Candoia aspera, 5613 nucleotides. RefSeq names its product inositol-trisphosphate 3-kinase A (gene ITPKA). Gene Ontology annotation, molecular function: inositol-1,4,5-trisphosphate 3-kinase activity; inositol tetrakisphosphate kinase activity. The transcript is spliced from 8 exons. The record is from RefSeq and is a predicted model, not a curated record. Gene Ontology annotation, biological process: inositol phosphate biosynthetic process. The coding region runs from base 331 to 1734 and encodes 467 amino acids. Lineage: Eukaryota; Metazoa; Chordata; Lepidosauria; Squamata; Candoiidae. Gene Ontology annotation, cellular component: nucleus; cytoplasm.
CGCCGCCUGACAGCGGUGUGGGGCAGCCGCGCGAGCUACCCAUAUGGAUCAGGUUGAGGGGCGGUUCGGGAACUCGGGCAGUUUCCCGGGGAUGAGUCAGAGGACAGCGGGGUCGGCCUGACGGGGCGCAGGCCGGCCAUGCGGCGUCAGCCCGAACCUCCUCGGUCGCGUACUUACCGGUGCGGAGGUGCCAGCAGGAGCAGUCGCCGCCGCUCCCCGCCGCCCCGGACUCUCCGCCUGGGCGGCCCGGCCGCCUGCAACCUUCGCGGCGCCCCGUGACCCUCGCGGGGCGCCCACAGUAGCAGCGUCCCUAGCGCCUUCGCUUUCCCCAUGGAGCACAGAGAAGCCCCGGACAGCAGCGGCGGGAGCAGCCCGGAGCUGGGCCGGGGGAGGCAGCUGAGCGUGGGGGAGCUGCGCUCGCUCUUCGAGGCUCGCUGCGCAAUGGCUAGCGGGCAGCUGCCUGAGCCGGCCCGGAAGACCUGUCAGCCCCGCAACGGGGUGCUGCAAUCAGUUAUCCCGCAGCUGACAGUAACUUCCGAGGAGGAUGGCGGAGAGGCGCAGCGCAGCCCCGCCGGGCUGCCCCCGACGGCGCCGGACGGUGCCUGGCUGACGACGGACAGUUCGCUGCACCUGUUGCAUUCCUCCAGGCGCCUCUCGACGUCGUCGCUGUCCUCCACGGGCUCGUCGUCGCUCUUUGAGGACUCCGAGGACGACCUGCUGAGCGACACGGAAGGCAGGAGCCAGGGGAUCGUUCACUUGGAGCACGGCGAGGAGACGCACCAGAGGAGCCAUUGGGAAAAUAUCCACCAAUCAGUUGCCUUACAUAAGGAUGGAGAGGAGAAAAAGGCAUGGCAGACAAUAAAAACAAUUGUCAGUUUGCCAGUCAUCGGUCCCUUCAAAAAGCGGUAUUCUUGGGUGCAGCUGGCUGGUCACACCGGAAGUUUCAAGGCAGCUGAUGGUGGGACGAUUCUGAAACGCCACUGUGAGAAUGAGGAGAAGUGCUUUGAACUGCUGAUGAAAGAUCCACUGCGUUCCUGUGUCCCUGUCUUCCAUGGUGUGGUGGAGAGAGAUGGCGAGUCCUAUUUACAGUUGGAUGAUCUUCUAGCUAAUUUUGAAGGGCCUUGCGUGAUGGAUUGCAAAAUGGGAAUCAGGACAUACUUGGAGGAGGAAUUGACUAAAGCACGAGAAAAACCGAAGCUCCGUAAAGAUAUGUAUAAGAAAAUGAUAGAUGUGGACCCUUUGGCACCCACUGCUGAAGAGAACACCCAGCAUGCAGUGACCAAACCUCGGUACAUGCAGUGGAGGGAGACCAUCAGUUCCAGUGCUAACCUGGGUUUCAGGAUUGAAGGGAUAAAGAAGGCUGAUGGGACUUGUAAUACCAACUUCAAGACAACAAAGACACGAGAACAAGUUUUCCAGGUUUUUGUGGAAUUCAUUAAAGGAAGUACAGCUAUAUUGAAAAAAUAUUUAAAGCGUCUGUAUGAAAUUCGUGGCAUCCUUGAGUCUUCUGACUUCUUUAAGCAACAUGAGGUAAUUGGAAGUUCACUAUUAUUUGUGCAUGAUGAAGGUGAACAUGCCAAUGUAUGGCUCAUUGAUUUUGGAAAGACUACCUUUCUUCCAGAUGGGCAAAUUUUGGAUCACAGGAUUGCUUGGCAAGAAGGGAACCGGGAAGAUGGCUAUUUAUUUGGACUGGACAAUUUAAUUGAUAUCUUAGAAAGUAUAUUAGAGAGAUGAGAAAUACUGACUUGAAGUUGCUAACUUUUCUAUAAUUGCUCCCUCAGAAGCCUUUUAAAAUUCUUCCAAGACUCUGGGAAGUCCAGAACAUGGAAGACUCCAGCAAAAAAAUAUGGAAAUUCCUAACCAGCCAAUGAAACCUAAGCAGUUCAGAGGCUCAUCUUGAAUGCACCAAGCAAAAAUAAGAUUUAUGGAAAAAAUAGGAUGAUUGUGAACAUUUGGAUGAUGAUCAGGACAAUUGCUUACAUGUGAACCAACUCAUUCAGUAUUGCUGUUUACUGACCUUGGGCUUAGAGUAAAAAGAUAUCAGAGCUCUCCUUCAAAGAAGACAUCUUCAAACCCAACAAGCAGGCUUCCUUCCUUUCUCUGUGUUUACACUAUAAAUAUUCCCUGUGUUCACAUAUGUGCAGCGCAGCUUGGAACUUGGUGCAGAAUAUAUAGAUUCAUAGUUUUCCUUUUUUAAAAUAAAUACUCUAGAUUCUAUUCUUGUACAGAAAAAAAAAUGAAAAUAUGCACAGAAUGCUGCUGAAGCUUCAGAAACCAAAUGGCAUCUAGUAGACAAUGCAAGGGUUCAUUCUUGAUCCUAUCCAUACUCCGUCUAACUUCCUUUGCCAGGCCAUGUUUUCUUUGUAUUGGUUUUUUCAUUCCAGUACCUUCAAAAAUGUUAUGCACUUUGUCAAUAUCACUACCCCCUCUAAAUAUUGCAUACCAAAUGAACCUGUUGCCUUGCUCACAAGUAUGUAUAGAUAGAUUUUUAAAUGGUCACAUAUAAAGAGCUCUGGGUAUGAUUGAAAUCAAAUGAAUUUGUGCAAAGGGCAUGAAUUGCCAUGUUUAUUUGUUUCAGAAUUUGGCUCGAGUGAGUGUCCAUCUCCAUCUGACUCUCCCUGUUAGAGAUACCUCACAGUCGGAAAGGCUAAAAAGUAAAGAUUUUGGUUCCCAUCUAAUUUUGCAUUAAUGUCUCUAUGACUGUUAAUAUUUUCUAAAGAUAGCCUGACACUGAUCUUAAGACUUCUAAAUUUAAGAUUCUUGUAAUCCAAGAGAUUGUAGAGUCCAGGAAGAAAACACCGAUACAUUUUGAGGUAGCUUCAGGAUAAAUUCAGUGGCUUUGAUGAUAAUUCAGAAGUGACACCUAAUCAAUCACUAUGCAUUUGAAUGUUUGUGGGAUCAUACUUUAAUGACUCAGUUUAUAAAAUGAAACAACUAUUAAUUUAUCUAGUUGACACAGACUUGUUUCACAUCCAGGGAUCAAAUCUUCAGCCUUCUUACCCAGUGAUAAAACAGUUUAAUCACAUGUGGCCUCCACACUUUGUACUUCUGCUUGCGUCUACUAGCAGGUUUUUGCAAGGUAUAAGGGAAAAAAAUACCUUGAUCUAAAGAGUUGCCUGUGGGGGAGGCUUGUAAGUCUUUGAUGCCUAGGCCUUGUAUUAAAGAUCCACUCAGUAGAUCAGUUGAAUGUGGUAUCUUUAACUGAUUGUUUAGGUAAAGGCUUAGGAAGUGAAGGUAACAAAAAAGAAACCUUGUAAUAGUAAUUCCUGAUUCUUGUGAUUUGAGAUAGGCUUGAAGUCACACUGAUCAAAAAUUAAGAUGGGCUGAUUUUGUAGAUUAUAUUCUUCUGUGUUUAACAGCCCAGCCAUAUAAAUUCAGUUAUUAUCUGACACUAACAUUUGCCCUAUACUAUUAUGAUCCAAGGCUGUGUGUGUGUGCUUGCCUGGAGUUUUCCUAGGCCAUAUAGCAAAACUGAAUAUAUCCUCUCUUCAAUAAGGGAAGACAAGAGUAGUCAUUAUGUGCCAGUUGAGUGACCUUCAUGGCUCUGUGGCUCCUUUUCUGUGGCCUAUAGUAUGUUCCUACUCUGCAAUUCCAUAGCAUGUUAGUGUCAUCGUACAUUAAACUUGAUGGCCAGAGCUGCCAAAAUACCUUUCAGCUUUUCAAAUAUUUACACCGAGGCUAAUUUUUGUUUGCAUAGUAUUUACUUACCUUCUGUCCAUGGAACAGUAGUGGAGAACCUUUCUCAUCCUUAAGGUGGCACUUUGACUUCACUGAAAUAGGCAAGACUGAAAAUAGAGCCCGCUUUUCAGAUUUUGGAGUGAAAUGGUAUCUACUUUGCCCCUUAAAGUCCCAAGAGCAGGAACAAGUCUUUUUUUCCUGAUUUUUUGGUUGGUGCAGGACAAGAUAUUAAGGGGUAAAAUCAAAUUAAAAACAGGCUAAGAAUUCAGCCUCACACACUUUGGGGGGUUCUGGGGACUACAAAUCAAGUGCUAGAGCACAGUGUUUUCACUCCUUCUGUAGACGACCUGAUGAGCAUUAAUAACAAAACUGACCUGCCAAUUGCUUGUUGUCAGUUUCAGCAGAUGUCAGAAAUCAGUUUCAGCAGCCCUUUACUUCUUUCAACUCCACUGUCUCUUUUGUUCUGAUUGCAGAGUGGGUGGGGUGAUGUGAACAUUUUGCUAUUUCAUGGUGUAAAAACCUAGAAGGCUCUGAUGUGCACUAAAAGGCUUUGAGAAAUUCUCACUUAAGUUGUAGAUAAAUUCUUGAUCAGUAAGUUGAAGUCAUCUAGGCAACACCACUACCAUUUUGUUGAAGGAUUUUCAAAAUUUCAUAGCAACCCCUGAGUGUAAUGUGGGAACAUUCUAAAAUAACUAAUUUUGGAUUAAACUUGUAAUUGGCCAGAAUUUUUAAAAAUGGCUAUUAAAUAUUAUAUAUAUUUUAAGUAUAUAUUUUUUAAAAAAUAGAUCUAGCAAAGUUGAUACUGGAUUAGCUGGAUGUAGAAUUUUGUCUAAUAAUUAGACACAGGGUUGGAAAUUAUGAUUUGGAACAGAACUCUUUAAAACAUAUUUCAUCCUGAAAGUUCUUUGGCUUUUUAAAUGAAAACUACUCAUUUAUACAUUGCUGCUGCUUAUACGUAUGUUGAGAAAGAGGCUAGAGUACCAGAAAGUUUUAUAAUGAACUUUGCCACUGACCAUCCAUUCCACUUUAAAAGCAUUCCAAGCACAUCCUUUCCCCAAAACAUCUUCCCCAGUUUCUUCUAUCAUGAGCUGAUGCUCAACUCUUGUCCUGGGAAUGAGAGACUUAGAGCAGUUUAGGAGUAUGAAUAGAUACUCUCCAUCUCUUCCUAAGAUAUUAUACAGGCAAAUUUUGCAUCUGGUGAUCUUUUACCCAUGCUGGCUGGGGAAUUCUGGGAGUUGAAGUCCACUCAUCUUAAAGUUGCCAAGGUUGAGAAACACAGCCCUUACUUGCUGUUGUCUAUUCAAUGGCUCACUGAGUUUCACUGUUGCCUUCUGCUACUUUUUUCAUCAUCAUGCUAGUCUGCCUCUCCAUCUUAGAUCUGAUAUCCAAUCUGUAGUUUACGACAAGCUAUUACUGGUUAGGCUACAGACAUAAGAUAACACACAAAGGGCAGUUUUUGUCUUGCCUAAUUUCUCUUUUGUAUCUUAAUCUUUCCAAGUUCUCUUGGUAGGAUUGGCCUCCCAUAUUUGAACAUAAUUGUUCUCUGGUGCCUUUUACCUUUUUUGUUGACACCAAUGUUUGAUUCAGAUAUGCUCUUUGGGACUAUCGAGUAGGAACAGAUGAUUCCUAGUUUUGGUUUCCCAUCCCCCUUUAAAAGAAACGGCUGCCAUAAGUUUCAGUGAGGAAAAAGGCACACUCAAAAUUACUUCAAAUUCAGUGCCCCAAACUUUGUUCUCUCCCCACAUCCUCCAGGAAAUAUUUCUUUUCCCAAUUCUUUAAAAUGUAACUGAGACAUGCUUACCUCACAGAGGAGUUGUGAGGCUCCAUAGGUUGCUUUAAUGCAUUUAUUUAGGGUUGAAAAGUGCAAUAUAGAGAAUUGCAAAUAACUUUGUAACUAAAGAGGGUUUUACAAUCCCCUGGAGAAAGUAGAAUUCU